UAAAACCUCCUUGUGUCAUGCCGCCAGCAGGGGUUGUUGCUUCAGAAAAGUGAAAACCCUUGUCUCUGAAACACUUGAACUGAAGCAUAAGCAUAGACAUUGCUGCAAGUGGGAGAAUGGGGAAGAAAUCAAAAGGGUCAAGAAAGGGUAAGAAGGCAUGGAGGGCUAACAUCAGCACCCAAGACAUCGAAGAUUUCUUCGAGAAAUCAACGAAGGACGCUCUUUCUGGUGGCUCUCUCCAAACCCUUCCCAGCGAUUCCCUCUUUUUUGAAGACAAGUCCAAAGAUAUUGCGGUGAAGAAGAAGAUCGAGAAGCACAGGGAGAAAGUGCUUCGUUGUGAUAGUAUACUACUGAAAAACCAGUUUGUUAAGCCAGUGCCAUCUUCUAUUCUGAAGAAGUGCUCUAAAAUUCGCAAUGUGGUCUCUAAGAUCAAAGAGGUCAACCAGGAUGAUGAUAAGGCUGAUUCUGCCAUGUUUGAUCUAUGGAGUGAUAAAGAUGGGGAUACCAACAAGUUGAAGAAGGUAUCAAAGCCUGCUCUUAUUCCAGCAGUAGAGGUUGAUCCUCCAGGCUGCUCUUUCAACCCCUCACAUGAAAGUCACCAGGACAUGUUAGCUUCUGCUGUUGCAGAGGAAAUGCAAAAAAUCUACAAAAAUGAAUUGGGCCCUGAACCAGUGCCAUUAACUGUUCCUGGUGAGGCUAUUGCUGAAGAAGAUAUGUAUUUUCUUGAUGUGGACGGUGGGAGUGAUGACGAUGAAAGUCUUCUUGAAAAUGAGGGUGAAAAUGAAGAAGCUGCAUCAGAGAAAAGGCCUAUUAAAACAAAGAGAGUAACAAGAGUUGAAUUGAAUAAGAGAGCUAGGUGGAAAGAACAACUGAAAAAAGAAGAAGAAACUAAGAAGAUAGUGGAAUUGUCGAAGGAAAUUGAUAGCAUACCAGAAAUCAUUGAGGAAAUUGAGCAAGAAGAUGAGGAAAAGAAGAGAAGACAUCUUAGGCGACAGGUGGCUAAACAAGAGAUGUUGAAGACACGCCCACCACGCUUAGGGAAGUACAAGUUUGAGCCUGGUCCUGUUCAAGUUUUAUUAAGUGAAGAGAUAACUGGAUCCAUUCGGAAACUUAAGGGUUGCUGCACACUUAUAAAAGAUCGAUAUAAAAGCCUAGAGAAGAGAGGAUUGAUUGUUCCAAACGGCAAAAGAAGGAAUUAGAGUUCUUCUUGUUGGCUCCCUAACUUAAGGUCACUCCAAAAAUUCCGCUGGUGUUGAUGUAUGGUAUAAGUGUUGGAUGAAACGCUUAGAUAGUUUUUCUGAAGGAAGUUCCUGUUUGUCCUGUGUUUGGCUUUAUUUUCACACAUCUUAUGUUGCUGUUAAAACCUCAGCAAAAUAUUUUUGUAUUUUGUUUAAUUUUAUUGGAAAGCAAAAUAUUUAUACGUCUGAGAACUCAUGUUUUUGCAUUGUCAUAUUAUAUAAUUUGUCCAGCGUUAUGUAAAUAUUUUAGAACUAUCAAUAUCCAAUUCAAUUGUUUUAUG
Messenger RNA from Abrus precatorius (Indian licorice), 1519 nucleotides. Its product is annotated as ribosome biogenesis protein NOP53. Gene Ontology annotation, cellular component: nucleolus. Gene Ontology annotation, biological process: ribosomal large subunit assembly; rRNA processing. Gene Ontology annotation, molecular function: 5S rRNA binding. The record is from RefSeq and is a predicted model, not a curated record. Lineage: Eukaryota; Viridiplantae; Streptophyta; Magnoliopsida; Fabales; Fabaceae. The transcript has 12 exons. Bases 117 to 1199 code for a protein of 360 amino acids.